Molecule: messenger RNA, 39101 nt
Organism: Spirometra erinaceieuropaei
Lineage: Eukaryota; Metazoa; Platyhelminthes; Cestoda; Diphyllobothriidea; Diphyllobothriidae
Source: the annotation of a GenBank genome assembly
AUGAGGAGCUCAUUAAGUGAGUCUCCGUGCAUUGUCUUGAUGUCAUAUAUUUCUCUGAACAUCACUUACCAAAAAAUUUUUACUUUUGACACAUAGCACUAGAGACCUGUGUAAUCUUACACGUGGAGCUUAUGAAUUUCUGCCGACAAGCCGAGACCAGCUCUGAUCACUAUUCAGAACUAAUAUGUCCUUAAUGCCCAAGCAGCAUUCGUACAUGGUGUAUACCUCUGUUCGCCGAUCGACGUCCUUGUGAGAUUUAGGGAAAAAAAUAGUUAAAUACUGACGGCAGAAAUGACGCAAGAACGGAGAGAGAGCGUGGACAAAAAGAUUUGUCGUCUUUGUAAAAACCUAAAAUAAAUUGAGUUUUUUUAUGCCUAUAAACCUAUUUAAAAGCUAAAAAUUCGAAAAUUGGUCAAAAAUUUAUGCUUGAGAGGCUCAUUGGGCUUCUCAGUAGAUAGCCUAAUCUUUUGAACUUCCUGCAAUGUGAUUCUAAAUAACGGAAUUUGUGAGUUUGUGAAAUUAGAUUAGUCCGCAUUUGCCCGAGCCGAAACGGGGAGGUGAUGACUAUAGUUAAAAAAAGAGAGGUGAAUUUUUCAGCGCACAUUCGACCUGUUCGGAUUUUUAAAUACUGCGUAUGAAUUGUUAUCCUCCGUUCGCAUUUCUUAAAUUUUAUACAACGCUGACCUUUUUCUGAAAGACCCUAGAACUGUGUCUGUGUAAUAGAAUGGCACAUUCCUAAAACUUUUUCAGGCUGUUGAUGCUGCCAAAACAGGAAAGUUCGUUCGCACAUGACAGGAUGACAUUUUAUUACCCUACUGUUUAAGAGGUCCAGAAAAAAGACAAAAAGUUGCUUUAAAUUGCAAUCGCUCUAAAAUAAGCCGCAGUACAAUAUGUAAGGGAGGAAACUACUUAAGAGGUUCUGAAUAACUGAGACGCCAAUACUUAUUUUUGUUUGGUGUUAUCUAAAUUCGCCAAAGUUGCAGUUUCUUUGAUACAACCAACUAUUAAAAGCAGAAAAAAAUUUCGCCAAAAUUGCAAACGAAAGUGCAAUUUCGCCAAAAUGGAAUUCUCUUGGAAACAACCCAAUAAUAAAGCAGAAAAAAAAACAUUUUCGUUUGAAAUCGCUUUCGUACAUUGAAUGACUACUUAAAGGUUUGCGGUCGUGACUGAUAUUUAAAUUCGCGGUCGGAUCCUAUUUCAUAGCCGCACCUGAAGUAGACAAGCCGCCUGUCAUACGGAACCGGUAGUAAUAGGGGUUUUAACAGUAACCUCUUAGGCUAACCCCUUACCCUGGCCCUAAACCCUAGCUCCUAACCCCACCCCUAACCCUAACCCCCGAAACCGGCCCUUAGCCUAAACACUAAGCCUAACUCCCACACUUGCCCUUUAAUCUAACCCCUAACAGGUACGACUACGAAAUGAGAUCUUACCAAAUUUGACUUCUUACCUUCGUUUUCUAAAAUGUUUUUAAAAGGAUCUUCGUCAGUGUUUUUAGGCCAGGUGUUCAGAGACUAAUCUGUACAAGCUGAUUUGCGAAACAACUACCGUCAGCAACUGACACUUCUGAAGCCAGUCCGCACGGCAAACUAUAAACUUUAUUAAGGCACGUUGUCGAUGCCUUUAAUCAUAUCUAACAUUUUCUGCCUGGUCCUAUACAAGAAAUGUGCCUGCUGAGGAUUCAACCAAACAGAUUAAAUUUUCUUCUAGCACUUUUCUUUAUUGAAAAAAUAGUUUUGCGCAAAGAAAGGCGAAAUUUUGAUUUUCAGGCGUAUGUAUAAGUGAGAAGGAAGAGUCGAGCACUGGAACACAUUGUUAAUUGUUCUGAGUAUUCAGACUCGUACAAGAGUCUAUCGUCAUAUGUAGUAGCUUGUUCUGUUGCUGCUACUACCUCGGACGAUGGACUCCUGUACGAGUCUGAAAGCUCAGAACAAUAAACAAAGUGUUCGGCUGCUCGACUCUUCUUCUUCACUUAAAAUAAUUUUUGCGUUCACGCUAGGGCAAAAUUUGGUAAACUCGGUUAGAAGACGCUCCGUUACACUUUGUCAUGCAUUAACUGGUGCAGCUGCAUGCGUAAAAUGUCAAUCACUUUCCUUUCUCCGGUUAGUCUUAAUUUGUUGACCUUAAGUUCGCCUUUGUUCAGUGGGGCAACCCGUUCAAUUAUUUUGGCAUGACCCUUCCCAGUCUUAAUGGUUUAUUCUCUUAGAUACAAUUCCUUAAUGAACGUGUUUUUGUUUUCCUGGCAAGACUUGCACGUCAGCGCUGAGCAUUAUAAGAGAAAAUUUUUUUAAAAAAUUCAUCCAUGUUUUAUAAAGCUGUUUGUUUGAGUGUUUAUUUCUCGGCGGAAAUUAAUUGCUGGCAGGUGACGAAUGCAGCCAUUCAAAAUGAGGAGAUUAGGGAGUUUGGUCUAAAAGAAAAUCGCCUAUCUGAACUGUUGGGCAAAAUAGUCAUGCGUAAAAUAAAUAACCGACAAAAAAUAAAGACUUGGGACCAUAUCUUGACAACUACCGACAUUUAAAAAUGCAGGAUAGUUUGAAUCCCACCACGUCGGUAACAAAUUAAGUCCACAUAUUUGAAAAUGUACUAAUAUGAUGUGCAUAGGAAAUAAACUGCUAAGUCUUCCUGAUAUCAUUUACUUGACAGAUUCCUAUUUCUAGAUGUAUAUUAAGAUCUUCGCAUAAUAAAAAGCCUUCCAUAAUAAGAAUAAUAGAUUUCGCGAUACAUCCACACCUCAAAUUCCUAGUAUUCAUAAAAGCAUAGUUCAUUGCAUAUGAAUACACAUGCAGAGUUCACGAGGAUGUGAGAAACAACGAAGUCCAUCCAUCUAACAGUUAAAUAUCAGGAACAUAUUUAGUCUGAAGGGACCAAAACCCCUUUUUGAGAGAAUAUUUUUAGAUUAGUAGGUAAAUAUUAAGCUACUAAACUAGCAGCAUGGUUUCAACAAGGAGAAAGCUGUUAGAUUACGAGCAUAUCUAAGGUUACUUCCAGUAAUGCCCCAAGUUCCGUCAAAGAGAAAUCAAAAUAUGAUUACAUUCAAAAGAUGUCGAACAGUUUCACGAAUUUAGACGCAUGAUUAUACGAGACUCGGCAUCUGUAAUAGGGAUUUUCACAUAUAUUUUGGCAGAUCUUUAAUAUUUCAUAUUGUCCCGACUGUGUAAAACUGAGCGCCUCGUUGGGAUUCAAACCCACGACAGCAGGGGAAAGGCUUUAAUACUGUCAACUCUCUAGACAUCUGCGCUACGAGGCACCACCGGAAAAUGUGAUUUUAACCACUUUUGGGUCAAGUUACCCGCCCUGCCUACUACAACGUCUGGGAUCCACCAAAUCUGAUAGAAUAAGUUGACUGUCCAAGCAGGAAUUAUUCGAAAUCUGCCAAAACAUCUAUGAAUUACGUGAGCCUUGUAGUCAUCUGGUGGAUUCUAGAUGAAUUACUAGGGAAAUACCGCUUGGGCAGUCAACUUACUGUAUCAGAUUUGGUAGAUUGCAGAUGUUGCAGUAGGCUGGCCGGGUAAACUUGACCCAAAUGUGAUUAAACUCGCGUCGUUAGGCAGGGUCGCAUAGCUCAGGUUGUUAGAGCGUUGGCUGUACUAAAGCCUUCCUCUUGCUGUCGUGGGUCCAAAUCGCACCGAGGCGCCGAGUUUUACAGUUGGGUCACUAUGAAUUAUUCAAAAUCUGCCAAAACAACUAUGACUUAUGCAGUUUCGGCAGUGCAACAGUUAUUAAUUUCACGAAGUUGGGGUGAGAGGGGUGGGGGUUCGACGCUCUAACCACUUGAGCUGCGGGACCCCGCCGAACGAAGCGAGUUUAGUCACAUUUGGGUUAAGUUACCCGCCCAGCCUACUGCUGUCUUGAGUUCGAUCUCACCGAGGCGCCGAGAUUUUCGCAGUUGGAUCAGUAGGAAUUACUGAAGAUCUGCCAGAAAAUCUAUGAAUUAUGUGAGUCUGGUAGUCACCUGAUGGAUUCUAGGCGGAUCACUUGGGAAAUCCCGCCUGAUCAGUCAGAUUUGGUGUAUCAGAUUUGGUGAAUUCCAGACAUUUUAGUAGGCUGGGCGGGCAACUUGACGCAAACGUGCUUAAUACCACGUCUCCCGGCAGGGCCUCGUAGAUCUGACGGCUGGAACGUUGGCUGUACUAAAGCCCUCCCCUUGCUGUCGUGGGUUCGAAUCCCACCGAGACGCCGAGUUUUUCACAGUUGGGUCAAUAUGAAUAAGAAUUCUGCUUACCUGACAUUCUACUACGACAAUCAGAUUGUUGACAGAGACAACAACCACAAAUGAUGGGUGCAUACGUGUUCGAAUAUUAGUGGGAUGCUGUUGUGAAGAAACCACAUGCGACAAAAUAAGUAGUUUCCUGGUUCGUCGCCGAUGAUCGUACAUGCCGCGGUUAUUUCAUGACCCUGUUCAUCUGAGACAUAAACUUUCGCAGUUUUCUUACCAGUCCUGGCUAUUGCAAGAUCAGGUCUCGUAACUGCUGUCAGUGCUUCUAUGCGUACUCCCACUAAAUCAUUUACCAUGCACGGACAAAGUUUCGGCGCCGUAAGUGGAGUUAGGGGUCACUCAGCUGGUUGAUUGAGUGCGAACCGGAUAACCGUAGCACGGACGUCUCGGAGCUCUCGCGACUUCAGACUUGGAGGUAUGGUCGUAUCCCAGCGAACUUUCCAUGACUUGGGUAUCGAAGUCACUCUUUCUCACUGCUGCUGCAUGAUCGAGAACCCGCAUUCGUAGCAGUCUCUCAGUCUGUCCAACGUAGUUGCCUUGUUAUUAAUUGCACCAGACCUGGUAAACGCCUGUAGAGAUUUCCUGCCGUGAAAGCCGACCAUUCGUCCAGAUUAUUUGCUACCUAGUGGUUUCUUUUUGUCACGGGAGCAACCGCAAAUCCAGGUUACCGAUACGUUCUUGACGUAUGAGACCACUUGCCAGAAUUUCGGGUCCGCCCCAUUUGAUCAGUUGUUUUGUCUGCUCAUACACCAGUUACUAAAGUUUCGUGGGUAAUCAUACGCCUUAAGCACUAGCUGUCGAAAUUGUAAUUCACAGACCUACAUUAUUUCACUGGCAAGUGUCUCAACAUGCCGCCAAAGCUUUUUUCGCAAUUUGGUUUGCAGUUGGUUUACUGCUGGCGUUCAGUACGCGUCCUAGUUACCAUCAGAUAAAAAUUCUGGGAGCAAAAGACUCUCGGCUACGACAGGACAUGUCUGGAAGAAUGGUGGAGGGGCGCUCACCGAUCGUUAUUACGCAACUCACUCGUUCCGUUGUGCCUCAUGGGCUCUCUCUCUCUCUCCAGCCCAGCCAGCAACCGCUCAGUGGCGCAUGAUAUAGGCAGAAUGGUAUUACCGAUAAAGACAAGGAAGACAGGAAUGGCCAUCGUCAGCCAGUCAGACUCUACCGCGAGGUACGGAACACCUGGGGCUCGAACUCACGACCUGAUAGUUAGGAGUCCAACGCCUCUAACCACUGAGCCACGAGCUCGUUGUCUUGUCGGUGUCGAUCGGGGAUAUACAAUGGUGGAGGUAAUAACAUUACUGCCUAUAUCAUGCGCCGCUGUGCAGCUGCUGGUUGGGCUCGAGAGGGAGCCCGUGAGGCACAACGGAACGAGUGAGUUCCGUAAGAACGAUCGGUUAGCGCCCCUCUACCAUUGUAUAUUACCGAUCGAAAUCCACAGCACAACGAGCUCGUGGUUCAGUCGUUAGAGGCGUUAAACUUCUAACUAACAGGUCGCGAUUUUAAGCCCCAGGUGUUCCACACCUCGAGGUUGGGUAUGACUGGAUGGCGAUGACUAAAAGACCAGAAAUGGCCAUUCCAGUCUCCCUUGUCCUUGUCGCUAAUAACUUCUGGAUCAUUUACUGAGCCUGGAACAGUCAGACAGACAGACCUAACAUGCAAUAGCAGUGAGGAGAAAGAGGCCUAAUGUUCAAGUCACAGAUCGUUUGUCGGAAGACGACUAGGCUUUUAAGCUCGACAAGACCGACAUUAUCGCGGCAUGCGGCUGCGGUGUGAAUUGUGUCAGCAAGCGUUAUAACCCCAACGUUUGCAUUCGGUGAUAUUACUUUGCCUGACUAGAUUAAUUAGACAGCCAGGGAACGCGCAGGAGAACACUAACUCCAUCGGCGAUCCAAACUGCCAAGCCAUUAUCAAGCAAUAGCCAGUAGUGACGAUUAAAUUGCGGGUGAUUAAACAAUCAUCGUAUCACAGCACGGCUAUCGGUGAUGAAUGCGGCAACCGCCAACUUUAUUAGGUGCGUAUCCACAGUGCGAUCACAUUCUGCAAAUACUUCACGUCUGUGUAUCCACAGGUGAUUUCUUUUGAUAUCUCUGCUAACGCGUCCGAGUGUAUUUGCACAAUUUCGGGCAAAUAUACGGAUUUUUCAGCACUCCAACCUUCACCUCCUCCCCUGCAUGAUGGAAAUCGCGGCGUCGCUAACGGUAGAAAUUUCGGCCAUCGUUACACCCUCCUACCUAGGCAUGUACACAUAUAUAUGCCUGGUUCAAAGAAAACGUGCAAUGAUCAUGAAUGACAAGAAUCUGUACCAAACAGCCUAACAAAUCUAUUUUCAUAAAGGUCUUUUUUCUGCACUGCAGAUCCCAACAGUCAUUCCAAGCAUAUUACCUUCAUGAGAGGAUCUGAGGACCUGUCAGUCGCUACCUCCUCAAAUAUACAAAGUCUCGAAGUCGAUGGUAUUUCCAAAAAGGUAUGCCUCUGAAAUCAAUGUAAGAGAUGUUCCAUCAUAUGCGUGGUCAAUCGAAUUAGUUUAUUUAAACCAAAAGAUGACAAUAUGUCGCCAUUUUGCGAUUUUUACAUAAUCCUUUUUCCAUUAGACGAAUUUUCAUUGGGUUACCUCAAAACGUUUUCUCUUGUAACAAGACAUUUUUGCGAAAUUAUUGGCGCUCCAAUGCAAAUAUAUAUCGUUAUCUAGGUAUUCAAUUCUUUUUAAUAUAGUUGGAAAGUAGAAGUAGUACGCAUUUCGAAUCGAUAUAAUGAAAACUUACAGGGAUCUUUAGAAGAGAACCAAAAUAAACUCGUGAAUUUUCAGGUUUGUGAACCAACCCGUCGUCUGACUAAAGACAAGAUAGAAAUUUAGGUUAUUCCAAUUGACCGGUUGACGUGACAGCUCAGACAGCGGCCGACACCCCAGCAACGUAUGGGAGAGUGAUUGGCGCCUAUGUUCGGUAGAUUUGCGAGUGGGGUGUAGGGUAGAAAGGUUACAGCUCCCUCUACCGGAAGGGGUGGCAUCGCUGAUGCGACAUAGGGGCAACAGUCGUCGAGCCGUGACAUCAGUUGUCGUCCAGGUCAACAGUUCAGUUGAUACCGCAUGCAUUGAAGUACCAAGCUUUAAGAAAAUCUCUCGCUCGCUUUCUGUUGGCCAUUACGAACGACCUCGGUGUCAUCCCAGCUAAAUAACUGAUCACGCUCGAGUGUGUGCAUGAAGACUUGAGGGGGGGGGGGUAACGCCAAAGAAUAGCUAAUUUAUAUUCUCUGAUAUGAGUUUAAAGGCCUGUAUGACCAAUAUACAAGCAAGAGCAGCGAGCGCGUGGGAUGGGACAAUUGACGCUUGUUUGAAACUAACUAUUCGAAGAAAUGUUGCACACAAUGCGAUCGUUGGCUAGUGGUCGGUGCGGAUAUCAAUGCCGUUCAGUUGUCGGAUGACCAGUUCAAAGAUUCGCGGUACAUUCGAAAUGAAAUAGAAUUUCUGCUCUGCGAUUACUUUUUUUGGGGGGGGGGGGCGGGCUUUGCUGCUGUAUCUGACAGUAUCCGCUUUGCUGUAUCGACUACUGUACUUACCAUUCUGGCACACAAGUGACCAGUUAUAUCGCUGUCUGUCCUGCCUAGUAUGAUUAUUUUGUCUUUUCUCUUGUAUACUUUGUCUGGCUGGCAGAAACGAAUUUCAUCCCGAAGAAUCUCCCGUUUUUUGCAUAACAAAUACAUAUAUAUAUAUAUAUACAUAUAUCAACUAUAACAGAUGGGCGCUCUCCGAUCCGUCGCACAGUGACAAGUAGUGAAUUAGAUGAGAAAGUAUGAACCCCAAGGCACAACGGAACGAGCAUGUUCUGAAACCUGUCAUCUGUCAUAAUUAAUAUUCCCAAUCACGGCAGACAGGACAGCGGGCCUGUGGCUCAGUGGUAGAGUGUUAGGCUCCAUGACCAAAGCUCCCGGGUUCGAAUCUCAAGUGAUCUACACUUGGAGUUGGGUAUGACUGGCUGUUGACGGCUAAUAAGCCAGAAAUGUCCAUUUUGGUCUCUCUUGUUCUUGUUGGUAAUGCUAUUCAAUACAUAUUUAAAAUAGCAAGUCUUUUGGUAAAUAUAAAAAAAUUUAUUCCGUUAAUCCUUGACCAUGAUUCUCGAGUCGUUUUCACACGUUUAGCAAAUGUACAAAACAUUCGGAAGUUUUUUAAAUGGGGCCUAAAAAUCGAUGCUGACAGUUCAGUUCUGCUAGCGAGUCAUGACCGUGGGUUGGUAAUCGUACGGAUUGGCUAACGCCUCUUCCAUUCUUCCUCCCGAUAAAGUUGUACAAAUCGUCUCAUUCAACGCGCCGAUUUGUGCAUGAAUUAUCGCAGCGUACGGCCUUUGAAAAUUUCCGACUUUCUUAGGUGGACAAAGGCCAGAAAUGCGAGUUUUGUCCCAAGUAAUUUUAUAGCCAGUUUCGUGCGUGCACAUGUCAACCUGGGGCCAGUGGUCUUGUCUCUUCUCUUUUGCCCCACGUGUGAAGACAUCCUGCGGAAUCAGUGUCGAAAAUUUACGAAAUAAAAUUCGUUACAUUCUCUAAAGGAUUACUAACUUUUAAAUACAUAUAUAGUAGAUGUGCUAACUCAUGAAAUGUCAACCAAAAUUUCAAAAUGCGUUCUCGUUUCGAAAAGAUAAAUUAAGUAGUGUUGUAAAACUAAUCAUGAUGCAGCAUAAAUCUAUAAUGAUCCAGUUACCUCAGGGUGUCGGCUUUCGAAAGAACUUAUAUUCGGCUGCAUGCCAGAUCUAUACUCUGCAAAAAAUGAUUACUUAUGCAGUAUGCAACUUUCUCAUUGAUUUUCGAUGCCCUUGAAAAUUCAAUUAUAUUUCAUGGAAAACAUGCAUAAAAAUAUUCAUUCUUUUACUUAUUCGGUAGCAAAUCACGUCUUCUUUCAAUUUAAUACUCAAAAGAAGAGUAUAAUUCGGACUUAAAAGUUUCUAAUUGUGAGAUUUUUUAAUACCGUUAAAUGGCCGUUCAUGAAACGUCAUGUAUCUGCAUUUACGAAUGUGGCUUGUAAAGUUUACAAUAUUGCUCAAAUUCACUGCUUCAUUUUAUGAACCUCCUAUGGUCUUCUCUUAACACCACAGAGAAAUGCAUGGUUUCCCGUACACGGGAAAUAUACAGCUUGUAGUUUUGAAACCCUGAAUGCAAGUGUAACAUCAGGUCGGGUUCAAAAUUAUUCGGAAAUAAGAAAGUUUUUUAAAGCCGAAUUAUACCAUUCUUUUGAGUACGAAAUUGGAAGAAGACGUGGUUUUCUAUCUAAUAAAUAAAGGAAGGAAUAUUUUUAUACAUGUUUUCCAUGAAAUAUAAUUGAAUUUUCAAGGGCAUCGAAAAUCAAUGAGAAAAUUGCAUACUACAUAAGUAGUCAUUUUUUGCAAAGUAUAGAUCUUGCAUGCAGCCAAAAUGAAGUUCUUUCGAAAGCCGCCACCCUGUGGUAACUGGUUCGUUUUAGAUUUAUGCUGCAUCUUGAUUAGUUUUGCAACACUACUUAAUUUAUCUUUUCGAAACGAGAACACAUUUCGAAAUUUUGGUUGACAUUUCAUGAGUUAGCAGAUUUACUGUAUACGUGUUAAUUAAGCGUGCGACCAUCACUGUCGUGGUUAGGAUUCCACUACAUCCCAUUCUGUCUGCUCGCCAGCUUGUUAACAGCGGCAACGUGCGUUUUGUCAAAGGACACAAACCAUUUAUAACACGUAAACAGCCCACUGAGAAUGCAACUGGCCAGACGCCGACAGCACAACUUUCGUUGUCGGGCAGACAGACUGGGAGCAAGUGAGAUCCCAGCUGCACACUUAUUUGACAUGUUUAUACACCUCAUUAAAGUAAGGUCUAUGGCGUAAUGGUUAUUGGCAAUGACUGUGAAACAGCCCUAUGUGUCUGGCCUGUUGCACUCUUAGUGGCUGCAUAUGUGAUAUGCACAUAUACGUAUAUAUGUGUGUAAAUAAAUAUGUUGAAAUAGCGUUUACCUGUUUGGUUUUGAAAUAUGCCUGCCCCGUUUUCCUUGUUUCUUGAUCUGAAGCCGACAAAUACGAUCGAUAACGAACGUAAAUAUACGCUGAAAGCAGUUUCAUCGAACAUAAGAGACACUGCGGUGGUCAUUUUUGAAUUCUUGGUCCGUACUUCACCCUAGGAACUUCACCUUGGAACAUCUGGAACUCGAACCUGAAAUUUUUGGUCGUAGAGUCCAGCUUUCUAUCAUUUGAUGAGGACCUGUUGUUCUGUCUUUUUCUGAACUCCCUUCACAAUAUGCAUUUAUGUCAGGCGGGCGCUCAACCACCAUUUGUCGGGGUUGGAAUCUUGCCUGAUCCCAUUCUUCCCACCAGCCAUCUGGGAUUCUGGUGACAACAGACGUUGCGCCGGGAAAGACACAUCGCGUGCAAUACAUGAAUUGAUUGCCUCAGACAGCUUCAUCACGGUCAUUACGCCAGAAGCCUAUCACGUAGCUCAUAAAGGUUUAGUUUUCAGCAGCACAGCAAGAUCCUUACCAUAAAAAUGAGGGUUAAUCACAUGCUUGGCAAUUUUGUAUAUCCAUAUUCAAUCAUAGGCUCAUGGCGGCCGUCGAUCAGUAGUGACGUCGAAACAACUGUCUGCGACUGGCGUGUCGGUACUUCAGCAAGCAUUGCAUAUAUAUAUAUGUAUGCAGAAUAACAUUACCGACAAAGAAAAGACAGACUAGGAUAAUCAUUCCUGACUUAUUAGCACUAUCAGCCAGUCAUACCAAACCGCGAGGUAUGAAACACCUGAAGCUCGAUCCUGCGACUUGUUGGUCAGAAUUCUGAAGGCCCUAACCACUGAGCCACGGACUCGUUGUCCUUUCGGGUGCCAUCGGGCAUAUAACAUGGGAGGUUGAGCGCCCCUUCACCACUGUACAUUCUCGAUCGAAAGCGACAGGACAACGGGCCCGUGGCUCAGUGGUUAGAGGUGCUGGACUUCAAACUAACAGGUCACGGGAUCGAGCUCCAGGUGUUCCACACUUCGAGGUUGGGUAUGACUGGCUGACGAUGGCUGGUAGGCCAGAAACAGCCCCAAAACUCUGAGCCACGGACUCCUUGUCCUUUCGGGUGCCAUUGGAAACUGGGCGCUCACCGAUCGCGUUACGGAACUCACUCGUCCCGUAGCGCCUUAGGCCUCUCUCGAACCCACCCAGCAGACGCACAGCAGCGCGCGACAUAGGCAGAAUGGGAUUACCGACAAAGACAAGGGAGACUGAAAUGGCCAUUUCUGGCUUAUUGCCCGUCUCCAUCCAAGCAUACUCAAUCCCGAAGUGUGGAACACCUAGGGGCUCGAACUCGUGACCUGUUUUUAGAAGUCCACGCCUCUAACCACUGAGCCACGAGCCCGUUGCCCUGUCGGUUUUCGAUCGGGAAUAUACGAAGGUAGGAGGCGCUCAUCGAUCAUUCUUACGGACCUCACUCGUGCCGUUGUGUCUUAGGGGCUUUCUCUCGAGCCCAACCAGCAGUCGAACAUUGGCACAUGCUAUGGGCAGAAUGGUACUACCGACAAAGCUGGGGCAGAAGAACAUGACCCACAUUACCCAUACGAAGCUUGUUUGCUUCGAAAAGCUAAUAUAUCGGUUUGGACCCAUUCCUGAAGACGUAUAUACGGUAGGUGGGCUAAAACAUGAAAUGUCAUCCAACCAACCAUGCGUUUUCGUUCCGAAAAGACUACUUAAGUAGGGUUGUAAAACUAAUCAUCGUCAAGCAUAAUUCUAUAAUGAUCGAGUCACCUCAGGGUGCCUACUUGUGAACGAACUUAUUUCGACUGCAUGCAAGAACUAAACUCUACAAAAAAUGGCUACUUAAGUAGUUUGCAAUUUUCUCACUGAUUUUCCAUGCCCUCAAAUGCUCAAUUAUAUUUCAUGAAAAAAGGCAUAAAAAAUAUCCAUUCUUUUAUUUAUUCGGUAGACAAUAACGUCCUCUACAAAUUUUAAACUCAAAGGGGGAGUAUUAUUCGGUUUCAAAAUGUUUCUAAUUAUGAGAUUUUUAUUACCGUGAAAUGACCGUUCAUAAAACCUCAUGUCUUUGCAUUUGUCAAUGUGACUUUCAAAGUUAACAAUAUUGCUCAAAUCCACAACUUAAUUUUAUGGACCCCAUAUGGUCUCCGUAGAGAAAUAUAUGGUUUUCCGUACGCAGAAAAUACGGCCUGUACUCUUCAAACCCUGAAUACAAAUGUAACCGCAGAUCGGGAUCAAAAAUUAUUCUGGGAUUUAAAAAGUUCUUGAAAACCAAAUUAUACCCAUCGCUUGAGUACAUAUUUUCAAAAAAUGUAAAUUUCUACCUAAUAAGCAGAAAAAUGAACAUUUGUAUGCAUAUUUUCCAUGAAAUAUAGUUGAAUUUUAAGGGGCAUCAAAAAUCAAUGGGAAACUUGCAUGCUAGUUAAUUAGUCAUUUUUUGCAGGUCUUCGUUCUUGCAUGCAGUCGAAAGUACGUUAAUUCGAAAACUGGCACCCUGUGGUAACAGGAUCAUCAUAAAAUUUCGUUGCAUUAUGAUUAGUUUUACAAUCUUGUUUAAUUAAUCUUUUAGAAACGAAAACGCAUUUCGGGAUUUCUGUUGAGAUUUCACCAGUUAGCCCACUUUCUGUACUUCCAACAAGGACAUGAGGUCCUCUUUAGGCCGAUAGUGCAUGAAUUCUGUGAGUGGGUGUCAAGAGACUGUCAAUCAAUGCGGUAAUGAUUUAUGCCCACCAACUCGUCUGUGGUAUUUGCGGUUUCGCGUUCGACUUGAAGCAACUAUCCUGUUCGCGAAUUCAGACCUAUUGUCCGGAAGCUGCCGCAGAGUUGUUAUAAAUCAGAACUGACCUCUUCUGCCUACACAAAGCUCUGCCCUUGAAGAUUCGUCAAUUUGAUAAGGCGCCUUUACAGCCGCCAAAAUGUGUUUGCCAGCCGCCAUGGGACAGCCAAUGGCUUUUAAGGAAGCGCAGCAUCUCAGGCAUUUUAUCCGAAGACUAUGGACUGCCCUUUUUUCCUCCUAGACGACUGGAAACAUAGAUUGCAAUUCCAAGUAAAUAAUUCAUUUGUGUUCUUUGAAAAAUCCUCCUUACGGACUUUAAGCCGCCCAGAUGGACUCUAAACUUAGCCUGUCUACUCUCACUUUGGCAUCUCUAAUGUACUUUUGAGAAUUCUGCCCUUUCAAACUGGCACACUAAGUGGCCAUUAUAAAAUCUGCGGAGAAUUAGAAUAAGACGACCCACUUAACGCGCGAGCCUUAACAGCUUUCGGGGCCAGACUGACCCCAGCUUAAAUAACCUUCUAGAUAACUUAUCAUAAGCGUACUUUUGUGUUACGUCAGUCCCCCUAUUGUCGUAUUAAUUGAAAUUUUCGCGAAGCAGAUGUUCUUCUUAAGUGUCUUGGUGAUAAUUGCCACUUAGUCUCCCCUGAUUUCUUCAAGCCGAAUUAAAUGUAAGCAGUCGUAGAUGAUAGUUUGGUUAUUGCCGCUCUUCUAAAGCAUACAUUCUUUCGCCUACUCUUCGCACAAUAUUCUGUCUACCGAAACGUAAAAACAGUAUGCCCAAACUUGCGCGAACACUGACCUCAUUCUCUCUUUCCUACUUCAUUCAUCGGUGGUGGAACGAUCAGGAAGGAAGCAACACACCAGAGUGGUGUUUUGCGUUUCGUUAGUGUGUGUCGUAGGAAUAUUCGCGGUGCGUCAAGCAACUUGUCUUUGCAGGCCGCUGACUGGCACCCCAACUCAGUCCACGCAGUCUGCCCUCAAAACGGGCCACGUCUUAGAUGCGCUGGAUCAACACGGGGGGUACAUCGGACUCUGGCAGGCGUUAUCUGUGCGAUAACAAAUGCCAACAUUUACGGGUUGCGCUGGCGGACCCUGUUGUCGGCAUUCGUCGCACAACUGGACCACUGCCACCACCCCAUUGUUUUGUAGUCAAAAUCCUGGUCAUUUGUGUGUGGACCAGGGAGUGCGGAGUGGAGCACCAAGGCGAGGAUCCGUCCGAGCCAUCCACCUGCGGCCUCCCUCGUCUCCGGUCUUCUUGACUUGGUCUUGACACCGGCCCCAGGCGGGGGAGGAGGAGAGAGUGUAGGUAGAUGCAGCGCAAGUCUACUGGCAUUAUAAACCCCUGCGUAAGUCACCGUCCCUACUCCCACCGCUGCUGCAGCUGUGGAGCUUACGGUGGACAUUGUCGAAAUCGACGGUCGAACUGUCGUGUGUGUUUGUGUGUGUGUGUUUGGUGGGUCGAGAGCCAGGCGGAAACGGUAUCUUCUAAAUGUGACCUACGACACUCUCACGCAUGUGAGAUGUGUGUUGUCCAACCCCUGUUGUGUAAAAUCCUGGUACUUUUGUUUAGGGCGUCAGGUCAUGCACGUGGCAUGCGCAGACAAGGUCACUAGAGUAUAUCAGCUACCGCGCCCAUUUCCCGAUGCAGUCAACUGAUGGGAUCGGAUAGUGACUGGGACCAGAAAAUGGGAAAGGGAAGUAUGGUCGACGAUUCAGCUCAUUUUCCUCACUGUAAACAAUCUGACGCGCUUGAAGCUAUCACGGUGGGUUAAAAACCAUAGGUUGGAACGUUGCCAACUGACGGGAUUACUCAACUUCUCAGUCGGUCAACUGCCGUGGGUUUGUGUUAAGUGGUCAGCUGGUGGUCUGAGAGUCAGGCGAAAAUGGUUUCUUCUUAAUGUGGCCGUUAUGACACUCCCACUGAGUGGGAUCCGAGCCGGGUUUGGCGACGCGCCUAGGUGACGCUUCGGCCUCGCCAGCCUCAAUUCUCUUUGUUAUCAUUGUUUAAAAUCCUGGUUAUUUGGUGUGGACCAGGGGGUGCGGGGUUGAGUGCCAAGGUGCGUCCUCCCUUUCCUCCGGUCUUCCUGGCUCUGUCUUGACACCGGGUUCAGGUGGGUGAGGGCGAGAGAGUGCGGAAGGUUCUGUGCAAGUCUAAAUUCACUAUAAACUGAUUCACGUACAAGCAAUCGUCCCUGCUUCAUCUCGUCGUGGAGCACACGGUGAACAUAGUUGAACACGACGCUCGAACUGUCGUAGGCACAUGCUGCGUGAAUUAGAAAGCCACACAGACCUAGCCCACCCCGGACAACGCAUGCCAUAAGUCAUCGCCGACCCUUCUAAGGAGAAGUAGAUAGAAGACAGUUCAACUCUCGCGUCUGAUGAAGUUCUCUGCACUAUAGGCCCUCAAGUCCGCAUUAAACAAUCUUUAACAUCUUUGUGGCGAAAAGCCCUGUCACAAUGUGAGGAUUCGGAAAAAACAAAACGGGGCAACAAUAAGCACUACUGACUUUCAUUUACAUCCCAUUUGACUGGAUCGUAAGUGACGAAACUUUUGUACUCAUCAUCCUGAGGGCUGACGGAUGCCCACUGAAGCCUUUCCGUUUAGUGGAUACGAACCAGGCAUACUGGACGCAGUCCCGACCUUCGUUACUAGCGAGAAAUCCUACUAUAAGCUUUUGUUUCUAGACAGAGAACUCCCAUUCAGAAAGCUCUAAUUUUUAACUAAUUUAAGAUGAAAAGUCAUGCGGUUUCUUAGCCAAGAAAACUAUUCCUUUUAGACCGACUUAAUUCGUGACACAAAUGAUGCAAGCGUUUUAUGCAAACUUUUCUCAGUAUAAUCUGUCGAUUAGGGAAUGUGGCCAACUGCCCAGCUGAUUUGAUUAUGUGUUACUUCGAUCGAUUUGAACAAUUUGGUAGAUAUUGCAGAGUCGAAGAAACGUUUACGAUCAACAACAUUGUAAGCUGAAUAAAAGCUUGCAAAUAGCUUCUGCGUUUCGACCUUCGUCAAAAUGGAGACCAAAUCGAAAUUCCCAUCAAAAACCUGUCAAAACAUAUUUGCUGAUCUUGAUAAAACCUACUAUGAGCACUUCAAGCAGUCUCAGAUAUAUCCAACGUGUCAUAAUGUGUCAACGAUAAAUAGUGAUAAACUCUCUCUUGCAUAUUUCUAAAAAAACGCUGAUUUUGCUUUUUCCACUCUUUUAGUGUAACAUAAAUAUUGGCGUUUUUUUCAUAGAAGGAAGUUUACAAUUUUGAAUAAUUUUGUGUUUUGUGAUCAGUUCUAUGCUUUCCAUCCGUAAAUUCACAACGCUCUGACUGAAUGUGUUAAUUGUCUUGUAAAAGUGCAUACACAGCAAGGGGCCAUAAACAGUCCAGCGUUCAGAUGCCGUUCCGACUCGCACAAAAUUUUCGCCAGCACUUGACCCUCUUCGUUAAUUCAUAGAGUCAUGCAAGUCCGGAAAGUCUAUUUUUAUUAAUUCGAUAAGUGUACUUUUCGCAGGGUUGUUCUAUCUCCUUAAGAUUCGACGCUUCGGCAAGUAUAUCUCCAGGCCACAUACCGACGCCAAGCGCAUGAAGCCAUCUACCUCCCUUGCCUCAGGCAAAAUUUACGAAUCAUUGGAUACACUAUCACUCGAAACCGGCACCGAUAUUCAAGCGAACGACAGCACCGCCUGCGAGUACCUCGGCGGUUCCCUAGGCCGUAGACCACAGGGGAAUCAGAGAAAAGCCACCUGUUCCUGCUUCAUGAUGCUGCGUGUGGUCUGCCAUUGUCUCCUCGGCCUCUCCAUGCUCAUCGUGUUCUCGAUGGCCUCCGUGACCUUCAUGGUUGCCAUUCAGCACUGCUAUUACGUGCCAAUCGCGCCCAACGUCAGCCUGGACAACAUAACAGUGUCGCGGAAAAACGAAACACAGAACGUAGGGUGUUUUAUUUACGCGUUUUCCCAGAAAGAGCAGUAAACGUAAAGACCUUUUCUUUGCUCUGCUUGAUCAGUAAAGGCAAUAUCACCCAAUCCAUUUGCAUAGGUCUCCGAAAUUCUGAACUUUAUAACUUUUUCAGUGGCUGUUUACACGAACUCGCAGUACGUUAGACCCAUACUAUUCAAACUUCCCAGACAGUUCCGGGGAGAGUAAGAAAGCGAGCGAUCAGCUGCCAGGAGCGAUAUUGUACAUAAUACUUCCUAAAUAAACCUGAAAACGGGAAAUAUCCUAGUUGUAUAAAUACAUAAAUAUUCAAAAUCAAAAACUAAAAUAGAGUACCUUAUGUGUGUGACUACGCGUUCUCAUUUGCCUGAUUGCCUUAUGACGAUGAUGGUGAUGGUGUUGGUGUUGGGGGUGAUGAUGAUGAUGACAAUGACGAUGAUGGUGACGAUGAUGAUGAUGAUGAUGAUGAGGUUGAUGAUGAUGAUGAUGAUGAUGAUGAUGAUGAUGAUGAUGAUGAUGAUGAUGAUGAUGAUGAUGAUGAUGAUGAUGAUGAUGAUGAUGAUGAUGAUGAUGAUGAUGAUGAUGAUGAUGAUGAUGAUGAUGAUGAUGAUGAUGAUGAUGAUGAUGAUGAUCUGUGCAUCCGCUCUCAUGCUGCAACUGCACGAGUCAUACUGAAAUGCAGACGCAUGCAUCCGAUCAAACUGUCUGGGUUUGCUGUGUAACAGGUUGUGUUUUAUAACAUCUCACUUGACUACUUUAUAAUAAUACUUUAAACAAACAGGACACGACAAUGGCCAAAAGUACGAUUAAAGUUCCCAUACCUCUGACGCCGUACAGAAAAAAAUGGCAUUAACCGUUCUUCGCAUCCAAAGACAGUAGGGACGCAAGUGUGCCCAUGAGCGAGUGUCUACUUUGUGUCGUAAACAAAAAACCUUGUCAUAACACACGCACUGCCCUGUAAAUCUGGGCGCGAUGCGCAGGGAUGAAUGGUGCAACAGGCUGUUUUCCGACGUCUUUAUGCUUGCGACAUAAAUCACAAAAUGCGACAAAUGUCAGGCUGAAGCAAAGGCUGGUGUGUACUUUUCAAGUUUAGAUUUUAAGUAAAAUGCAUUGAAUACAGUUGUCUUUAUUUUGUCCAUUUUACUAUUCGGUAAAGAUUAAGCUUAUAUCGCUGUCGCGAGUAGAAUCCUUUAAAAAAGACUACAACUCCACAGUAUAACCGCAUAGCGAAGUAUCCACACCAAGCUUCUGCUAAAUCUCCACUUUAACUUUUACUCCCUGUUAACUCAUUUUUUUCGGGUGAAGAAUUGUGAAGACCGAUACCGUCGACCUUUUUUAAGAUUACCAAUCCGCCAACAUUCCUCACUUACAUGGUCACAUCAGGCAUGGGUCUGAUGCUACCUGCGGUCCUCUGUUGGCCAAAAUAUAAAUCAUCCAAAGAAGACGGAGUCGAGAAGACAAGCACGACGUAAGUUCUGCGAUUCUUCUGUCUAUUGCUUAUCAAGUACUUGUUGUUUGUAAUGUUACGAGCGCACAAAACACGGUCUUAAUGGACCCUGUUUUCGUUAUCUUGACGACUCCCUAGAUGCAUUUUCAUCGACAGUGCAGUGAAGGAACACGAAAGAGACAUUAUGGCUUUUUAACCAUCAAAAUAUUAAGUGUUCUGUAUGCAAAAAGUAGUUGUUUACGGCCACCAGAUGAGGCUAUCUGCUCUGACAUAUAUGGAUAUAGGACUGUUUUUAUGAUUCCUGUUUUUGUCGUCGUCGUCGUCGUCGUAGUACAUACGGAAGUAGAGAAAGAAAAUUGCAUUUUUAAAAACCCAUGCGCUUUCUUUAUAUAUAUUCUCCCCUGUUAGAUGGUAGUUGGUAGCCCUCCCGGUACCGAAAACUCCAAGCUACCUGUCUUACGCGACCAGUGGUAAUAGGGGCUAUGCGGGUGGGGCAGAUGAGUGGAGACGUAAAUGGCGCUUGUAGUGUAUGCCUGGAAUUGACGUUCCUGGCAAAGUGGAAGCCUAAUUUAAAUAAGGUGAAAAAUGCAAGGAGGGUAUAGAAAUAAGCAUGGAUAAUUAGUACGGUAUGCGGAAUAAAUGCAUCCUUGCCCCAGAUUGGAAAGAAUAGCAAGUGAAGGCGAACAACCAAUAGGAAGAAGACAGUGUGUCUUAAGGUCAUUCCGCAGUAUGUGCGAUAAUACUCUAACCGACAGAAUGGACAUGAGAAAACGAAAGUCAAGCAGCGGCACGCAGGACGGCAGGAUGGGUUAAGACUUUAACGCGAAAAAUAUGUUUGGGCGAAAGAUAAAAUUUGCAAAUAAUAGUGUAUUGUCACUGUGGCCACAUCUAGGAUGAAAACUAUGGCAGUAGUUGUUUGCUAUGCGUGAAUCGUGUACUAUACAAUGUAAAGAGGAUUUGGCACUCUGUAUAUGAAGUUACACCUUGUUCUGCCUGCAGAGCCCAGUCUCUUAGAAGGCGAAGGAAGGCAGGACCGCAACUGGAUAGGUCGACAGAUUAUUCCCGGAUCCUGGAAAUAAUCCAGUCGUCCUACCUAGUGCAGUAUCUCCAACAGAAAGGACUACUGACCUGUAGGGUCUUAUGUAGAUGUCGAAAGGUCAUGCCCUUACAAAUACUGCGAUAGCACACGGAUGGUUAUGCCUUUAGGUAACAUCUGGGUACUGUGGUAUGCAGCCUAGGAUAGUACCUCUAAAAUGAAUCAGAUACAGGUAACACAGUGCGCGCAUGCAAUUAGAAGCAUCAUGAGAAGCAUGAUUAAUCAUAAUUUGCCUAGGAUAAAUCUUUCGCCCUUUACUAAAGAUUUUCGUGUAGGAGUGCAAUACAAUGAGUCUAUAUAGACAUUUUUGCAGCGCCUCGUUCUCGGGACGGUUAAAGUGAAGAAGAAAGUCACCCUGACAGGACUUCUGCGCGUGCACUCCCAGAUAUAAUGAGAACGUAAUCACAGAGCUUGAAAUCGAGCCAGUAAGUACAAUUGUAGAAUCAGUGGGCAGGGCUACCAACUAUCAUCCUACCUUCUCCCCGACUGGUCGUGGUAGAGCAAUUUAACCUUCCUUUCGCAUGAAUUGCUUUACAAGGGGGGGGGGGCAAUCUGAAAGUUGAAAAAAAAUAAGCCAGCCUCUUCUUCCCUGCAGAGACUUCCUGUUCGUUCUGUCUCAAGACAGACGGGACUGGCGAUUGGCUCUCAGUCGAACACUAUUCCUUUCCUGCCUCUGGUUGGCAUACGUCUACUCAUUAAUUCGCAGUCUGCAGGAGUUGCCGCUCAUCGAUUGCGUCGUCAUAAUUUGCACCUCUCCAUGCUACCUCUACCUCUUCAGUUGGAUUAUAUUACACAAGCGGUUCCUGGCCUCGAGGGUGAGUCGAUUCCUUAACAUUUGGCCUUUCCUGGAGAUUUCGCUCUCUGCAAGCGCCCUACCACUGCAUGAAUAGAAGGUCACCUUGGCCAAUCAAAUACAGUAGAUGUGCUAACUCAUGAAAUGUCAACCAAAAUUUCGAAAUGCGUUCUCGUUUCGAAAAGAUAAAUUAAGUAGUGUUGUAAAACUAAUCAUGAUGCAGCAUAAAUCUAUAAUGAUCCAGUUAUCUGAGAGUGUCGGCUUUCGAAAGAACUUAUUUUCGGCUGCAUGCCAGAUCUAUACUCUGCAAAUAUGAACACUUAAAUAGCAUGCAAUUUUCUCAUUGAUUUUUGAUGCCCUUGAAAAGUAAACUAUAUUUCAUGGAAAACAUGCAUAAAAUAUUCAUUCGGUAGAAAAUCACGUCUUCUUCCAAGUUCAUACUCAAAAGAAGAGUACGAUUCGGUUUCAAUAAAGUUUCUAAUCGUGAGAUUUUUUAAUACCGUUAAAUGGCCGUUCGUGAAACGUCAUGUAUCUGCAUUUAUGAAUGUGGAUUGUAAAGUUAACAAUAUUGCUCAAAUCCAUUGCUUAAUUUUAUGAACCUCAUAUGGUCUCCUCUUAACAUCGUAGAGAAAUGCAUGGUUUUCCGUACAUGGAAAAUAUACAGCUUGUAGGUUUGAAACCCUGAAUGCAAGUGUAACAGCAGGUCGGGUUCAAAGUUAUUGGGGAAUUAGAAAAGUUUUUAAAAACUGAAUUAUACUCUUCUUUUGAAUAUGAAAUUGGAAGAAGCCGUAAUUUUCUACCGAAUAAAUAAAAGAAUGAAUAUGUUUAUGCAUUUUUUCCAUGAAAUAUAAUUGAAUUUUCAAGGGCAUUGAAAAUCAAUGCAAAAAUUGCAUGCUACUUAAGUAGUCAUUUGUUGCAGAGUAUAGAUCUGGCAUGCAGCCGAAAAUAAGUUCUUUCGGAAGCCGACACCCUGAGGUAACUGGAUCCUUAUAGCUUUAUGCUGCAUCAUGAUUAGUUUUACAACACUACUUAAUUUAUCUUUUCGAAGCGAGAACGCAUUUCGAAAUUUCGGUUGACAUUUCAUGAGUUAGCCCAUCUACUGUAAGUCAGACCGCGGGCAGAAUGUAAGCUACUUGUCGAGCAGAUUUUAUAAAACGAUAAUUUGAUGCCGCAUAUGAAACCCCCCCCCCCUUCUUUUUAAUCUGGCCGGAAAUUAAUGUGCUAACUUGGAGAAAAUCACUUGAAUCGGGCCUGAAAAUUUUAGUUCGAAAGAAUUUACUACGAAUGAAAACAUGAGGAGAAAAAAACAUUUUCGCAGCCGGAGUACAUACUAGAAACCGCACAUAGAACGCGGGGAGGGCUUGUUGAUAAGACAAACUUCUCAUGCACAAUACAGAGUUGGCAGACAUGUGUCUGAUUUUUUAGUCAAACCCGGGCUGUCAGUAUGGUGAAUCGUGCAAUAUGUUUAUACCGUUGACUUCCGUUUGGAAGUCUGAAUUUCGCGUGACCAUCACAAUGCCACUGAUUGGCUUCGGCCCAAAUAUUCAAGUCAAAUUUUGCAUCAAGCCUGAAAAAUACAGUCCUGAUAAAUUUACUUCAGUCUAGUGCAUUAGUUUCAGAAGAGAUUAAGAUACUGCAAAAAACUGUCCACCGUGUAACAGAAGGUUGUGAGAUGUUGUUUUGCAAUACUGAAUGUCAUUCUGGUAGGUACUAGUUAACCUGGAAACAUCUUCUACAAGCUAAUUGUCAUCGAGAACUUUGAUUUGAACAAUUUAUUCGCCUCUGUCAUUGUUUACCGUGUGUGGAAGAAAAGCUUGUAAAUAUGAGAUAAGUAAAACUGAAAUAGUAUCCUCACGAACGAAACGAAAAAUUCAAAGUGUAUGGCUUGCAAAAAUAAGAUAAUUUGCUUUAAUAAGUUUGACAAGAUUACACUGAUGCUAAUAGAUUUGAGAAAGGUGCUUGCUUGGCUUUUUAGCAGGUUGUCAGACAGUUAACUACAAAGCGACCCAGAAAUCGGUAAUGAUCUGUCUACCGAAUUGAAUUAUUUGACCUCCUCAUUCCUCUAUAGGGAUUCGAGUUUAUUGAAGCGAAGAGGUACUCCCUGAACUUUCAUCAAGUUAGCUCCUUUUACACAACUAUAAUAGUGAAGAACCAAUCAAGACGCCCGGGCAUAGUCGUUCACUAUUUGAACUAAUACGAAUUUUAAGGAACCUAAGUAAUCCCUUUUUGGAAUUCGAGUGAUGAACUGUGAUGUUCUUGCACAGUGUAUGAUGAGGACACAAUCUUUGCAAUAUUUUAAAUGGGUCACUUGAGGCGAUAUGUCUUCAUCUUGCUUCCCAAUUGUCGCAAACUCGGAAUGAAAAACAAUCGUUUCCACAUGGGAUACUUAUAGAUCUUUGUCAUCCUACGGACAUCCGAAGUGGACGGGGUAUUUCGAGGAAACUGUCGGAAAAGCAAGCGAGGUCUGUAUCGCGCAGAGGGGACUUAGCAGACAGCUAUCUUGCAUCCACCUGAUUAAAGGUCACUUUGCCCACAUCUGAAUUAGUAUUGCCUGUGCUAGAUCUGGUUGACCUAAUCCAUCAUCGCAGUUUGUUUAUCGCUGCCAGUGACUGAAUCUAUUCGCUGUCGUCUGUGAUGGUGGAUUCGAGUGUCAUUUGGGGGCGGGGGGGUAGCAAAUGCAUUUCAUCUACGAACUAAGGCAACGCCGUCUCGGCAGCAUAAGGUGGCCAAAAGGUGUCUGGGUAAAAAAUGUUUCCGUCCAUUUGGAUGUAUAGCUCAAGACGAUACACGUGAAGAAUUAUUGGAGCUCACCAUAUAUUACCAGAAUCGCUGUAAACAGAUGCUAAAAACUUAGUAAUCAGUGGAUUUUCAGUGUUAAAGAUUUGCCACAUUUCAUGUGUCUCCACGCCUUCGAGAGGGGUUCGGGAGAACAAACUAAUCCGCGCUCUUGAGUCGACAACUGCCACCGGGUAGACGUCAAUCAAGCAUUCCGAGUCAUCUACAAAGUGUCGGCGAGACACUCCAAGUUCCUGCGUCAGCAGAUGCUUGCGACGGCAGGGGCAGUGGCCAUAUGGUUAGCCAAUCCAACCUUGUGCAGGCAUGAUGCGUUUUUACAGGCAAUAAGGCUCCCUGGGUAAGAACUAACGCCGCAUGUCUGUUCACACCUCCUGCAACAUUUCGUUACAGCGAUGAAACAGAGACAUUCGUCGACCUCAGAAACUGAGAUCGCAUUAAUUAUCCGUAGACUGACGACUGUAUAGCACAUUUACUAAUGUUAAUGCCUUCAACUCCUGGAACCAUUCGUUUAUCUGACUGGUUUCGAAAACUUUGUCAAUCUGAAAGAAACUUCUGUAGCUGUUUGGUGUUUCCAUUUUCAAAUGUUUGAUAUAAUUUGCUUCCUUGUAACAAACAGGGUGUUCAAAGGUUCAACACCUGUUUUUCCCUCAAAUAAUCUGAAAUUGAAACUUUCUUAUCCCUCCUCUCGAGCCCCCUGACAGAACUAGACUACGACCCCUGACAUCUGAGCAACUUCAACCCCCUUCCUCCAUACUGCCUUUUAUUGGAUAUUUAACUUUUGCUAUUUUACUCUCCCUUAUAUUACGAUACUGUCCUGAUGAUGGAUAAUCCGAAGAGUACGUCUGCCGAACUUGACUUCUUAGAUGACAUGAACGUCGUCAAAUUAUGCUGCUAAAAGUCUCUAAUCAAAAUAGUGACUUCCAUUAAGUUGAAUCCAAAGUUCGGCAAGGGUAUGAUAAGUAACCCCAUUGGGACAACUUUGGUUAACUACUAACCCAAAACCAACCGUGGACAUACUUGUGCUGGAUAACCCUAACCCUUAACCCUAAACCACUUACGGAGACUUCGACCAUAACCGUAACCUUAACUCAAGCCUUAAAACCCCAACACCGGGAAUUCAAUCCCUUAUCCUGACUGCAAAACUCUAACCCUUAUCCUAAAGCAUAGCCUUAAUUCUUAACCCGACCUCUAAAAUCCCAACCCGAUGGUAAAAACCCCAAUUCAAUUCCCAACUCCAUAUCCAACCCAUAAGGCAAGUUUGGCAUUCCUAAACUUAAGGGUAAGCCAACUCCUACCCGUAGCCCUAACCCUACUCUUGAGCCCGAUUCGCACAACUUUAACGUCAAUAAGGACAGUGGAAGUGAAAAUCCGCGUACCGCGCAAAUCCUUUUGCGGCUUUUUGUCUGAAAACCAUUGAGAACUUCACCUAACUAUCCCUGGUGGGUUUUAUGCCCCACCUUCACUCAAAGGUUUACGACAAUCGAAGAUUUAACACUCAGAAGGCAAAAAUACCAGGACCGGAUUCCCCAUUAUUCUCCAUUCUCUCAAUUCAGCAAUCAAGCAAUUUCAAUGAUAGUAUUUCGCGGAGUCUGUUGUGUUGUGAGUCGUGUGAUCGACUGUCCACUCUUGACGACUGAAGCGCAAAACGUUAGCUGUUUUAUUAGAUACCAGCCCUGGUCCACGAUUGGCCCGGUAAUGCGUUGACUUGAUGGCAGAUAAUUAAUGAACUUUUUAUGAGGGUGUAACGAGGACAUACGUGCUGGUAGCGUGAUCCACACUACGCUAAUACAAAUGGGCUAUGUAGACGAUCGUCUGAUCUUCGCCGCUCUCGAGGGAUUAUGAGUUUCCGUGUUUGGUGGAAAAUCUGAAUCGCAUUAUGUGCGUGCUGCGCGGUUCUAGGAAUGAUACAGAACUUGGUAGGUUGGGGGGACGUCGACGUUUUGCUUGGCAGAUUCGGCACCCAAUACACUAGGCUUUGAGGCCGAAUAGGCAAGUUCACACAAUGUCUCUGCCGAUAGUCCCGUGACGUCAAAACUGAAAGAUCUGCCCGAUCUCUGGAAUGCGCACAGCAACCUCAGAUUAAAUAUCUGACCGUCGUACAUUGGGUUGGUGUUCCUACAGGCUAGUGUAGAGUUUUCAUCUAACCCUCAUGCAAUAAUAGUUGCUAUGCCUGCAUUUGACUGCACUAUACGUCAGCGAAGCGUGGCCCUUACUUUGUUCACGGACAUCUUUACCUACCUGGUUGCUAUUACUCGUAUGUUUGUUUUCAUGAGCUAAAACAAAAUCACACUACCUUCAUAUUCUAUAUCUGAAAAAGUGUAUAUUUAGAUUUCGAGGAAGUUUUCCGAUUCCCGAAAAAUUUUGAGCCUGAUCUGCCAUUGCAUCAGCAUUUGGUGGUAUCAGUCUACAAGUUGCGUGGUUGCCGCUUAUAGAAAAUCAUAUAUUGCUCUAUGCUUUUAUGAAGAUACCACGUAGAGUUCAUAAAAGUUUGCAAUGGAUACGGGCUGUGUUGUACAUUUCAUGAGGAGCAUUGGUAAACGAACAUGUGUGGUUAUGCAUGCAUGGACAUCGCAUGGUCUCAAAAAUCUCAUAACUGAAAACUUUUUAAAGCUUAAGUAUACACUUUUUAUGGAUAUACAAUAUGAAGGCAAUGUGAUUUUCUACCAAACGGGCAAAAUAAAGCACACUUUGUGAAUUGUUUCUAUAAAGUAUAUCUGAAUUUAUACGACUAUCGCAAAUCAGUAGGGAAAAUGCAUGCUAAUUCAGCAGUCAUUUCUUACCGAAUGUGGUUUAUGCAGGAGGUUAAAAAGAAGAGCAUUCAAAAGCCGACACCCUGGCAAAUCCGAAAUACUAUAGGAUUAUGCUUAAUGCUAAUCAAUAUUACAACCCCACCUAAGCAAUUCUUCCUAAUCGAAAACACAUUUCAGAAUUUCAGCUGACAUUUCAUGAGAUCGGUCACGCACUGUAGGAUGUGUAGGAUACCGUGCAAGCAUGGUAUCACUAUAAACGAAUUCACACUCAUUUUACCGUCCUGCACCCAUCACGCUGUGGGGAACACGGUGGAUAUUGCCGCUGUCUCCCUACCCCCAAAUGGGCCACGCGAUAGUUGCGCUAGUCUAAUACGGGGGCCAUAUCGGUUUCUGGCAGGCGUUAUCGAAAAUGCACACUAUAACAAAUGCCAACAAUUCGGGGUGCGAUGGCAGACCCGAUUGCCGGCAGACGUCGCACACACUGGGAGCUCUGCCGCCCUCCCCGUCGUUGUUGUUGGUGUGGACCAGCGGAUGUGCGGUGGAGCGCUAAGUGCGGGCUCGAUCGUGCCAUUCAGCUGUGUCCUCCCACGCCUCCGGUCCUCUUGACUCUUGACAACGGGUCCAGGUGGGGGCUGUGGAAGAGAGUGUUCGGUAGAUAUGCCCAAGUCUACAUCCAUUAUGACCAUAUUUACGCACAAGUCCCCGUCCCUGCUUCAUGUUGUUUUGGAGCGCACGGUGGUCAUCGUCGGCCACGACGGUCGAACUAUCGGAUAUCGUCGUUUACCACAGUCUAAGUGCCAUGUUAACCAGAGUCUAAUAGGGACAACUUUCCGAGUAACAUUAAAUGGACGGUAUAACUUGAAAAGUGAAAUCUUUGUUUAGUUCCGUGUGAAUCCGUUUUCAAUUUCGCUGGCACCACAAUGUCAUGCCGUUAAAUGCACAUUCGGCUGGUCCCAUAUCAGUUCUCUUGUCUAUAUGAGCUUUCAGGCAUGAAGUAACCAUGACGAUCUAAGGGGUUAGAAGUCAUCGGCAUGUGAUGGGACAACCGGUUCAACUUUUAGAAAACUCUUAAAGGCUAUAAAAUACCUUCAGGCAUAGGUGCAACUCAGUGUUAUUCCCUGAUGCCUUUAUAACUAUUUAAAAACCAUCUAUAAUUAUUUAAAUAAAUGCUCUCUGCGCACACAGUGACACUUUUAUUUUUUCCGCAGUUUUCAAAUGUCUGUUUUUGAGGGACUCGGCUUUAUUUCCGCGGAUUAAUGUUGAUAACCUUCUCUUCCUUUUAUGUAUCUUAGGAGUUCAACCAAAUAAUGACUUUUUCAAGACGUUGUUCGCAAAUGAAUAAGGAAAUGGAUUCAUGAUCAGAGCUGUAAACACAUUUUGAAUAAUUCCUGUGAAACAUUUCUGUGCCGUGAGAGGAGCCUUAAGCAAGGAGAGAAAUUAAUAUUGCGCCAGUCGUUUGUUCAGUAGUAGGAAUUAAAUAAUAUAUUACCAUUUCUGAUUUUACAGAUAGUGGCAUUCGUGAUUUCAAGUUGCGGAACCAUCCUCCUAAUUUACCUCGAUCAGAAAUUGUUCGGUUCAAAGGUCCUGGCAACAUUUGCUGUGGUUACCCAGGCCUUUUUUACGGUAAGUCAGUUUAUAAUCGAUUUAGUUUGUAACUUAUUUAUUGUAAUGAUAUUUGCCAGAAUAAAUAAACCGAAUUCAGAAGAAAAGGCGGCGAGUGAACGUUACUUUCGAUAACUUCUCGUCAGACCAGUACAGUUAUAUGGGACGGGGUACAGUGAGUGAAAAAAAUCGAUAAAAGUUUGUUUUUUUAAAAUAACUCCUUCGACCACGGUAAGCGCGGAGCCUGACCGAGAUUUUUCUGUGCGCAUAGGGUCGGUUUUCGUAACCGUAUGGCAACCGCUUCUGCUGUUGAUAACACGCGCUGGCCCAGUAGCUUAGGGCAGCUCGAGGGUGCCUUGUAAAUCACACGAAAUGCUUCAGUGGGGUUCACACGAUGCCCUGAAUCCACAGCACGCGCAAGGAUGGCGCUGCCUAUUCUCCUAGUUUUACCUUUUUGCCAGCCAUGCGGGAAGUAGCUCUCGUAUUCUUUUGGAAAGGCGCCGAUCCGUACGACCAAUACAACCCGCUCCACAGGAGCAAGUCAAUGAGUUGAUGCACAUUGAGGCGGUCUGAGGUGGCAGCCUAUCCUUGCCUUCUCUGCGCAAAAUAGGGUCAGUAGAGAAUGAUGUGCGAACACUUGCUGCUGGGAGGGUUCCCGAGACAGCUUGAUCAAGGUGAUUCAGGAGGAUGUGAGGCUCACUACGCCGGUGUUGUUUUGAGAUGGAAUGUACGAUGCCAAUGAUGCGACUGAAUGUGGUAAAUGGACCCCUACAACGGGUUCCGUGGCAAAUGUGCUGGACCCAAGGGGGGAUAAAAAUACCACACAGGGGAGGUGUGGUGACGUGCCUGAGCGGAGGCUCACGCCAGGCCCCGACCGUGCCAGGCACCCUUUGGUUAUUGGUCAGAAACCUCUUCAUUUGCAAUGUGGACCAGCGGGUGCGUCGUGGAGUGCCAAGGUGCGUGCUCGACCGGGCCAUCCGCCUGCACCCUCUCCCUCCUCCGGUCCUCUUGACUCUGUCUUGACACCGGGUCUAGGUGGGGACUAGGGAAGAGAGAGUGCGGUAGAUGCUGUGCAAGUCUACAUCAAAUAUAACCAUAUUCGCGCACAAGUCACCGUCCUUGCUUCGCCUUGUUUUGGAGCACACAGUGGGCAUCGUCGGUAAUGACGGUCGAACGGUCGAUUUAAUGUGUGUAUUCUGUUUCACAAUAUUCCCAGUGAAAUAAGGGUUACAUUCUACGCGGAUAUCUAGGUCUAUUGAAAGCCAACGCUGCCAACUGCCCCAUUUCUCAUGAUGGUUGACCAAAAUUUUCCAAGAAGCUCUAGAAGUAUGGUGUUCAUUUGGUUGACCGAUCUUUGUUUUGAAGUUUUUUGACAUUUUUCAUUGCCGUUUACGGAAUUAUAGGAUGGUUAGAGGGUUUUUCAAACAACCUCCUGCCUGCAUCGCUUAAUCUGCGCUGAAAUUCGAAAGUUGGUUCCGAAAUAAAUGUUCGGCCAGUCGUAAGUAGACGCGUCGAAUUGGCCUUCCUCGAUGCAGGCAAAAGCAAAUUCAAAGUUUGCAGGGCAUCAUAAGUAAAGGCCGUCAGGACUGUUUUAGCGAACACCGUAAAAACGAUCGCUGAGCGCCCCUCUGCCAUUGUAUAUUCCCGAUCACAACCGACAGGACAACGGGCCAGUGGCUUUGUGGAUAGGGGCGUUGAACUUCUAGUCAACAGGUCGCGGGAUCGAUCCCUAGGUGUCCCACACCUCAGGGUUUAGUAUGACUAGCUGACGACAGCUAGCAAGCUAGAAAUGGUCAUUCAGGUACUUACCUACUUUUUCAAUAAGAUAAUUAGUGAUGCACUAUUCAGAUAUUUUGGCAAUAAGCAUAGAAGCACAAUGUCAAAGGAUUCGAUCAAUGCGCGAUGGUCUGCAACUCGAGGUUUCCCCAGACAAGAAGUCAGAGAAGUCAGAAUUAUUGGCUAGAGAGCCGACACGCGACUCAGCCAACGGUGGCAGUAAGUCGACUCACCAGCCUUGUGCCAGCGGGGGAGUGUAUGUGCGUCUGUGCCUGAGAUUUUUACGGUUGCAGCCAAUCGAUAAAGACCCAAAUGUCGAUCGGAGUCACAAUGGCCGCGAGCAGAAGGCCGAGUCAAACACGCGUACGCAGUGAUUGGCAGGUGUUUUGGGUGAACGGAAGGCAGUGGGGAGGGUGUGAUAGGUCUCUUUGACGGUCAAAAGAGCCCACCACCACACACGUAUUUCAGGCGUACUCGAAAACAAGGCUUGAUCUGUUAAAAUAUGUUUUGCGCUCGAGGACUUGAGACCUAAAGCGAAAAGGUGGUUUAUGGCGUAAGUCAAAUUAAAAUGGACGACAUAUGAAACGGCGGAAUAAGUGUUGCCUCAACAACUAAUCAGACGAUGGCGCCUUCUGGUUUAGCCCGUCAAAUACGAAAAACCACAUAUGGCUUCAUAUAGUCUCCCCCAAAACGCUGACGACGUACGUGAAAAGUCAAGUCGAUAAAGACGACACUUAUGAGUAUUGUUAAGCGGCGAAUUCAAAACAAAUACUCAUGUCGGUGGACUCAACUUGCCGGCGUUUUGUAAUCAGAUGGGGUCGCUCCUGUAGUAGUUAGUAGACAAUGAAUCAGUGACAUGGGGUAGUUUGGUGGGACCUUGUAAAUCAAAUGGAAGACUUCACUGGGGUCCAUACGAUGCAAGGGUACAUUGUUGAUUACGGACAUCGUGGCAACCUGACGUAAACGCCAAUGUUCUCAGGGGCCCUUAGUAUGCAGAGCAAUAAGUAAAGCCGGUUAGUGAACAAUAUUGGAUAAGACAAAGGUGACAAAGCAUGCAGACGUCAUGAAUUUCGAGACCUCUUAUUCAGGACGUAAAAAGACCUGACAGCAUAGCAAAACAGCGGAGCACUCCAGCCGAGUUGUUUUCGUCACGUUCGAUAAAAGAAAACGAGACUAGAUUGCCAAUGGUGAAUUGGUUUGGUAUCUCGCCACAGACCCUAAGGAAGCCUUCCGUGUGAUUUAUCGAACCCCACCAAACAAUCCUAAGUGACAGGGUCAGCGACUGUUAGGCGAAUGCUAUCAGGUUGCGAAGGUCGAGCCUGUGCGCACAUAAGAAUCUGCUAUGAGUUUCACAUCCACCUUGGCCAAAUAUCGGUUAUUCGAAUGCAAGUCAAGGCAUUCUCCGCCCAUUUCCCCCUAACUUUCACUGCUUCAUAAAUCACUGUCGUCCGUUCCUUCCCCUCCCUCACCGUUCCCACAUUUCACUUAUAUGAAAAGAUCAACUCUAAUCGAUUUCUACUAUCACUCACGCGUUUACUUAUAUCCCGCCUUGGAGUUGCGAGAAUUCCCAUUGUAAAUUUCAAAAGGUCAUUUGGCGAGCAUACGUCUGCUUUCGAUGAAUUAUCUUCAGGCCUAUAAAUUUAUAUGGCUAUUGAGGUAAUGAAAAAUAUACGGGCAAGUAGAUAACUAGAUAAAUUAGAUAAUAUCCCGUCCCCAUGUAAAUGUACCAACGCGACUAGGAUUUAUCAAAAACACACGUGUGCUUGCCGACUGGACUUCUGAAUCUUAAUGAAUUUAAUCAAUAUUUGUUUACUUCAGCCCCAGCUGAAAAGUUUUUAGAAAGAAAAUUCUAUUUAUUUAGGACAUAAUCAAAUGGCCUUCUUACGGCGUGGUCUUCCGAGCUAAAAAGUUUCUCGAGUUUUUUUUUGAAUUGGGCAAUUCCAUAAAGGUUUAAUAAACCCAGAAAUGCAAAGGAUAUGCUGAGGACACUGAAACAUGUAUGUACAUGCUGAAAACGUGUUAAGUCAUUUCUUGCUGUGAAUCAUGGUUGAUUUGAAAUUUUGAAAAAAAGUGUUUGUUUCAUAGAAUUCAAUCUGCCAACAUUGUAGUUGAUGGCCCUUACUCCUUGGUAGCCGUGCUACUCAACUGAUAAAUGCAGCCCCGCUUUACCCAGUAGUUAAGGCAUUUUCCCGUUCACAAACUUCAAACAAGCCUUUCUUUUUACGAAUUUAGGUGAGUCAUUUUAUGUAAAAGGAAGGAUAUUUUCAAUUUUUAUCACAUGAAAUCUGAUAGCAUGACCUGUUUGGCAUAUCAGUUUUUGCAGAUCCUGCUAAACAAAAUGCGUCUGAAUUCAAAAGGGGUUUAGUUAACAAUGUGCACGAACUUACAAAGAGACAUUGAUUUAUCCUUAGAAAUAGCAAAAAGAAAAAUAAAGAUUCGUUUUUUCCGCAUAUCCGACCAGUGCGUGUGUAUUUAUGUAAACAUGCUCAAUUAGUGAAAUUCUCUAAAUAGACUACUACCCACAUAAAUCAGUAACUUCACGUCAGCCAGCUAGGGUUGGGGACUUCGGGAUAUAAUAUUUAAAAGUGCUAAAAAUUCUCAGAUUUUUGUAGGAAUGUUUUAAAGCAAUGACUAAAAAAUCUAACGCAUAAUGGAUGACAACUGAGACCUCUUACUGCAUACAUGAAAACAAAACGAGCCCUCUGAAACAGCGAGUUGACUGAUCUCAACAGCGAAGAUUUAAUCAGAUGAACCAAUGACUUCACGGCGCACAUCAUACAGGGAGCACAUCUUUUGUCCCAUCUUCAGUGAUAUCACGAAGCCCCUGUAGGAACGUCUCCAGUGAUAUCUCAAGGUCUGCAGCAACUGUCAUGCAAUUCCGUGAGUAGGGUUUCUGGUGGAGUGAGCGUGUAUAAUGGUAACAAUAGAAUUGUGAUGUUGAAUGUUCAUCGUUCACAUGUCAGAAAAAUUCCUAAUGGUUCCUGCGAUCGCUCUUUCUUUUUUGCAAUCCGUCGCUGAAAAUGAGUCGAGUACUGAAAACUAAUAUUCAAUUUUGACUAGUCAUACAUUCAUGUAUGCAUUAAUUCUGAUUAUAAUUGCCGUUUUCUUCCGAGAUCAGGUGAUUCGCAGGGGAAUCAUUGGCGGUAGCAGCAUCUUUCGAAAUGCCUCCUUUUACACAACAAUAGGUAAGCCAUUCCUUAAGAGUGUUUCUAGAUAAGCACUAUUUUGACCGAUUAGACAAGACUGAAGCCCCUCGAGUGUGAAUUCUAGCAGACUUUAAUGUCAAAAAUUCGCACUUAAGUACUUGCUAUUUUGUAAUUACUUGUAUACUGACCCGUAUACUAGAAGAAGUCAUUUAAAAAAUCUCUGUUUUUCUUGUUAAACAAAGAGAUGGCCCAGGUCUGAAUAUAGGCAAAUUGACUGUUAUGUAAACUCGAUUAAAAUGACCUUAACAUCUACGUGCCCGAUUUAAUUCAUGCGAAAAUUCAGUAGGCACUUCGGUAACGCCCAACGGUAGACCAUUCGUUUUUUCCUGUUUAAAGGAAUUUUCUGCUGUUUGUUCACCUGGCCAAUUGUCAUUUGUACGUCUGUCGUAACAUCCGCGGAAGAAAUCCACUGGGAUCACUUUCCAUGGACAGCCUUUUCGAUCGCGUUUCUGGCUUUCCAGGGUAGGUCAGUCAAAAAGGCAAUUUCGCAAAUUUUGCCAAUUCAACCUACUAUCCGCAAUUUGUCCUUUGUGGCAAUUUUCAUAUGCUAAGUGUUUUAAUUUAAAAGUAACUCCGCCUCGACGAUUUCCAAAGUUAGGUUUUUCAAACGUUUUAGCGGGAGUGCUUGUUCAGGAAAUAUCCAGCCCCGUGCAUUCAACUGUGAUAUAUCGCCUUCAGGUUCUAGGGCUGCUUCCGCUGUCUUUUGGUGAGAUUACUAACAUUUGCUAUUUUCGCUGCUAACGUGCAAACUGUUUCUUUUCGCAGCUGCUUCUGAUCAAAUAACGUCAUGUUUGCAUAUCGUUAGCUGCCGCUCACAUCCGAUUGGUUUAUGAUCGAUAAAAUGCAGGUAAUGGUACCUGUCGAUAAUACCUCCAGCUUUUGCACCAAUUUUUUUCACACCUUUGCUGUACUGAAGUUGCAGGCGUAAACUUGUCGCACCAUAGAUGUGCUAUUUCAGGAAAAUUUACAUCGAAAUGCUAAGGUACAUUUUCGGUCAGAAAAGAUUAUCUUAUUAGGGUUGCCGUAUUACUUGUCACGCAGCAUAAUCUCAGCAUAUUUCAAUUACGUCACGAUAUUGCUUGUAAAAUGGGCUCCCUUCCUGUCGACUGCAAGAGUGUGCACUGUAAAAUGCUUCUAUAAUUUCAAGUAUAUUUCAGAAAAUUGGACGCGAAAAUAUAUCUUUUUAUAGAAGGUGCCGUCUUAUUUGUAUCUUAUGCUUGACAAACGAGUUGUUUUCGACUUUUCAAAUCCCGAUUAAUUUUUAAUCCGACUUACUGUUGCCCUCGCAUCCAGGGUUUUCAACCUGCAGGCUUUAUACCUUCCGUGUAAGGAAAAUUAUAUAUCUCCAUGCGUCACUAAGAUGUCCGACGUAGAUGUGGUCUAUGUCCUGCACUUUGUAGAAAGUAUUAAUUACUGGGCAGAUACGAUGUUUUAUGAGUGGACAUUAUAUGGUCUAAAAAUUUCCCAUAAUUUAAAUCUUUUAAAACUUCACCAUAUCCCUGCUCUAAGUAUAAAAUCUAAAGAAAACACGAGUUUCUGUCAAAGGAGUACAGAGAAGAAAUCUUUUCUGUUUGUUUUCUGCGGAAUAUACUUUGAAUUUUUCAGGGUAUCGAAAAUCUGUGUGAAAAAUGUACGCUAUUUCAGUACUCAUUUUUACAGAAUUUAGUGUUUGCAGGCAACCGGAAGGAAGCGCAUUCAAAAGCCGACAUCCUGACGCGACUAAAACGUACUGAGAUUAUUCAAAAGAAGACGAAGACGCGAUCACUGGGACGGUAGAUUUAUUGGCCUUAGCUUUCGAACUAGAACUGGAGUUCAUCAUUAGAGACUGCUAGAGGGCAGCAACGUGUGAACAUUUAUAUCGUUGCGUCGUGAGGGGAGGGGGACUACGUUCGUGGCUGGAUCUGUUUUGUGCCGCCUGGUUCACAAUGGUUCCCCGGCGUGGUGACACCGUUUGUACUUUCCGGCGAUGUGAGCUGCGUCACCUGGUUGCGUGGGCGGAGUGCGUGAUAACACGCAGGCAAAUCAAUGUGUUUAUUGAUAGAAUUGGUGUCCGACACCCACGUCUCCAACAGCUCUCGCCCUGUCUUGUUGCCGGCUCGCGCCAAUAUCCGCGUGUUGACGAAGUCGAACUCAUGGCCUUCCUCUAGCGUGUGAGUGGCGACUUGAGAUAGUGGGUGGCCUCUUCGAACGGCUUGUUUGUGCUCAAGUAUUCGUGAGCUGAGCCGUCGUCCUGUUUGGCCUGUGUAGUGGAAAGGACAGUUAUGGCACGGGAUUUGAUAGACUACGCCCGAAUGCCUACCUCCGUCCAGCCGAUUCUCCAUUUUCAUGAUCCUGCUACGCAUGGUAGCCGCCGGAUGAUGAACGAUGUCCAUGCCUAACUCUGACGCAAUGCGUUCUGUAGCCUCGGACAAAAUCUUUAUGCAUGGUAGGGAGCGCCAAAUUGUUGGUGUCUCUCUUCCGUUUGUCCGUUGUGUGUGCGCGCGUAUGCAGCGGCUGAUGAAACUAUUUAAGUAGCCCUUCUUUGUCAAUUGGUCCCAGCGACGCCGUAGUUCUUGCAUCCUUCCUUCGGACUUGCUACAGUGCGUUUCUGCCCUGUCGAAACGCGUCCUCAUAGUUCGAGUUCGAAAGGUAAGGCCAAUAAAUCUACCUUCCCAUUGAUCGAGCCUUCGACAUCUUUUAAACUAGAACUCAGGAUGCCCAUAUUCUCUGUCAUGCUGAGAUUAUACUGCAUGAUAAUUACUAUAACAUCUCCAUUUAAGUAGCGCUUUUAGAUCAGAAACACAGCUUGAACUUCGGUUUGCAUUUCCCGAGAUAACAUAUCUACCCUUUCUAAUAAAAAUGCGAGUUUCAAGAGCCUGGCAUAAAAAUGUGAAUUAGGAAUGCUCCUUCGGAUCUGAAAAUGACUUCGAAUUCUUGGGUGACAAGGAUUGAAUGAAGGAACCCAAGCAUCUGUGGCAUACAAGGAAUACCAACCAUACUUAUUUAAGUGGGUUUUAGUCCGACACGAUUAUUGCGGUUUGGUGUUUCAUCGACCAAGGGUGGAUCGUCUGUUGCAGACGGUCUGAUGCAUGAUCUACAAAGACCUCAGCUCAGAGAGUUGAGAAGCGAUCGUUGUAGGUACUGUGUGUUUAUUUUUCAAUUGCCCUUCUUAAUUUUGGGUGUUGCAUGUCAAUGCAUUAGUAAUUUUCCGCCCGAAAAACGGGUUUGCCAAUUAUCUAUACUUAUCUUGCCAUUCCUCCAUGCAUACAUAGGCCCCGCCCGUAAAACCCUGUUACCACCUUUCCCGUCAGACAGGCACCUUUAGCUGGUCGUGUGUGUUUGGGGUCCAUCACCCGAUCGUUGCCUCUUAGGUUUUUUCAUAAAACUGUCACUUAAUCGUCAGACAGUAGCCGAAACACCUUCAGGCUUAUUCUCUCGGCUUCUGGUAAUUUCUUAAAGAUCAUGCUUUGCUAGACUUCGGAAAAGUUUGCCUUGAACAGCAGACUCUUCCUCCGCUUUGGGCAGAUUUUGCGAAGAGCUCGUUAAACAACCAGAACACGAAUUCAGGAAACUAGAAGUCAUACGUUUAACAGAAAAAAAUUUUGAAUCUAUUAACUCACUCUAACUGUCACAGUACGCUUUUUAAAUUUUCCCUUACUAGACGUCCUUGCAUCGCAGAAUGCAUUUAACAUCUUUUGCGUUACAGUGGUUGAAGUCUAUCGGAAUGGAAUCGAAAUGGAUCUCCACCGCGCCCGAAUUGCCAGCAUUCUUCUCGUUGUUAUAGGAGCUCUCUUAACGGCUGUGCCCUUGAAGGUCUACAAGGUACGCCGAGCCACUUGUUACUCCAAUAAGAUAGUACGAAAAAGUUUGCAAAUAUACGGAAAAUAUCAAUCGAUUAAAAUGCAUGUGAUCAGGGCCUCCUGCUAUGCUACUUUUAGGGAUUCAUCGAACCCGAAAAUGGUAAUUUGAGUCAAGAGAUUAAUACGCGGUUGUUUUAUAACUAUAUCAAAAUCAGAUUGGCAAUGUUGAGAUAUCCGGAUUGAUUAAUUGAAGACGAAGACAGGCUCUCCGGAAGAGGUCGCCAAAUGCAGCCUAAGGACCCAUUGCCACCCGCUGAAACCUCAGCAGUCAUCUACAAAAUAAAUUGCAAUGAGGGCGACUGCAACUAUGUAGGCGAACCGAGCGGAAGUUGCAAACUCGCCUACAAGAACACAAAUCGGCCACUCGGAGGUUAGACCCUAACUCUCAACUAGCAACACACGUUGGAGAAACGGGGCAUACUUUUGACCUCCAGAGGGCUACCAUCUUAGGCCGAGGCAACACAAAAACAGAACGGCUAACUCUCGAGGCGUGGUUCUCCGAUGCCCACUGUAUCAACAGGCAUCUGGACCUUCCUGCAGCUUACAAAGUCCUACGUCAUCGCAAUCGUAGUGCUCAGGACCAAACAACCACACCGGACUUAAGAAGGCCGCACGGAGAUAGCCCGACGCUGAGUUUACUCGGUUAGGAAGAAGAAGAACCGCCAGACUGACCGCCCAACUAAAGUCCAAUCAGCUCCCCUAGACGGAGUGGUGAUUCACAAAGCACACAGGCAAAACGCCCGUCAACCAUCACCCGAGAGGCCGAGGCAGCAAGAGGGGAGAAAAAUCGAUCAACACGAGGCCGACCAACGUGACAUUCCACUUGGGAUUUCUGGUCGAUUAAGUGCAUUUUACGCUUUGACAAUGAAGAGCCGGCCCAGCUCUUUGAAACGUCAGCACUUAAAUAAACCUCUUCCGGAGAGCCUGUCUUCGUCUUCAAAUAUAUCAAAAUCAACUAUUCCUUGGGUAGAUUUGAGUAAGUCAUUUGACCCAACAGUGAAAAAUCCUUCAUAUGGGAAUUCGUAGCACAUGAAAGCUUAAUACUUCGCAUUAACAAAAGCCAGACCGCGCGACAAGUGCAGAUGGAAUAUUUGCAGAAAUGCAUUACCGGUAUUGACAAGGGAGACUGGACUGGCCAUUUCCAGCUUAUUAUCCGUCCUCAGCCAGUUCUACUCAAAUUAGAAGUGCUGGUUAGAAGUCUAACGCCUCCAAACACUGAGUUCCAUGCGUUUUACACUUAGAGGUUGAGUAUGACUAGCUGAGGGCAUUUAGUAAACUAGAAACGGCCACUCCAGUCUCCCUUAUCUGUACCGAUAAUGAUAAUCUGCGUUUCUGUGCGACUACUAAAUGUGAUAGAAAGAGCCCGUAAGGCACCACGGACAAGUAACUUGCGCAAAGACGGCCGGUGAGCGCCUCUCCAUCGCAGGAAGAAUAUUUCCAAUUUUUGCGUACAAUUACCAUGCUAGCUCUGUUUUCACCUAUCUUGCAUGGGCAGCCUAACGAAAUUAUAUUCCCGACCAAAGUCUGCGUCAAUGCGCGUCUGUUGAAUCCUGUCGUCUUGCGGAAGUAAAAGCGUUCGUCCGUAUCUGUCUUUGCGAGUUCUGUAUAAGGCAUUCAAAUUAAAAUUUUACUAACGCAUGCUUCAUCGGAAUGCGCUGUCACCAAAAAUGCGCAACCUUUCUUUGCUUUAUGGGUGCCAACAAUGCGAAUUGUUUCCAGAAAGCGUUAUGUACACUGUCGAAUGUGUGUAUAAUCAACUGGGUUUGACGGCCUCGUCUUCUCACCGCUAGUUGAUGUUCAAGCACGCGAGUGAAGGCAGACUCCCCUGUUUGACCAUUUCCGACCGCAUCACAGCUAGUUAGUGUGCAGGUAGAGGGGCACAUAACUAAACUUGCCCUUAGGGUGUGCGAGCUGUGUGCUCAAGGUCGUCGCGUCAGUUACGUCUCGUCAUCCCUUCGGAACCGGCCGGGGUUGUUCGAAUUUGUACUUGGAAAUCUUUUUCGAAGCACCCAAAUCGAUAUGCCUAUUGGUAAAUGCCUUGUUUGUGUGCGCGGCCUCCAAAAAUAUGUGGUCUCGAGGGUUCACGCUAGUUGGUGUUCAAGUCUACGGGUAAAGGUAGAAGGCCACAGUAGGCCGCACAACAGCAACAUGUGGAAUUUUGUAGGUUGCAUAGUAUACAUCGAAAUAGUCAGCUCUUUCUUUAGGGUGCACAAGUAGGAUGCGCAACGUAGCUGUCGGUUUGUGUUCUAAAUAAACCCGAUGUUUUCAGAUGUCAGUGAUUACCUAAAAAAGCAGCUAUUGCUUGUCUCUUGCCUACAACCAAAGGGUGGCUGAGAAACCAGUCUCUAGAACCUGAAUUAUAGACGCUAUUUCGUUUCCCGAGUAUUUUACUCGUUUCCAGGUAUCAUUUGAUUGUUGCAUAUCCGUGCAGCUCUUAAAAGUGCCAAUCAAAAGCGAAUAUGAUUGAUCUUCCAGCGCAGAUUCCUAACUUAAGGCGAGUUUAAAAACCCUGCAGACUUAUUCAGUCCUGGGUCAGAUGAAGGAAUGACCUCGGCACAUUUGAAGUAUUGUUUUAAGUCGACCCUGAAUCAAAUAAUUUGUUUGUGGGAAGACAGAAUACUAAGGUUCCGUUACUAUUUGUCCCACAGAAAAUUAGAAAAUGGUUCAACAGAUCUAACAAGGCGCACAUAAUCAAACCACCCUUCUCCUCCGAUCGCCGCGCCAGCAGCACGACGGCGGUUCCUCUGCACAAACCGUCGACGAAAUCAGAAUCCGGUCAUGAACUUGACCCACUUAAGGUCAGCGCAGCCGCUCGAUCUCUGCUAACCAGACCGUCUAUCGCACCGGAGAAAACUAGUCGGCCCAGCGGGCGGAGUCGAUUCCUGGGAGUGAUUUACCAAAACACAUCUGACGCCUCUCUGAAAAACCAGCAUUUUUGA